CGUAUAUAGAUACAACUGCGGACUUCAUUUCUCGCCCUCAUUGUAAACCCUAGGCAGCACCUAAAUUUUCCAGUGAUCAGCUUUCGUAGCCGUCGCAUCUCUCAAGGAUGAAGGUUAUCGCAGCUUACUUGUUGGCCGUGUUGGGUGGCAACACCAGCCCUUCCGCUGAAGAUUUGAAGAGUAUCCUCGCAUCAGUUGGAGCUGAUGCUGAUGAGGACAAACUGGAGAUCCUUUUGUCUCAAGUAAAGGGCAAGGAUAUCACCGAGUUGAUUGCUUCUGGAAGGGAAAAGUUGGCCUCCGUACCUGCUGGUGGUGGUGGUGUUGCUGUGGCUGCACCAGUUGGUGGUGGAGGUGGUGCUGCCGCCCCUGCUGCUGCUGCCGAGUCAAAGAAGGAAGAGAAAGUGGAAGAGAAAGAAGAGUCUGAUGAUGACAUGGGCUUCAGUCUCUUCGAUUAAGCAAUUGCAAAAGUGGAUUUUCUAUAUGAAAGAACACUCGUCAACUUUUCCUUCAUUCUAUUGUAUUAGAAAGUGUUUCCUUUACGAUUUUGGCUCUUGUUUUAGUUGGGAUUUUUGUUGUUUAGGGAGACCAUGGAGAUAUAAUAUUCUUAAUUUUGAGUUAUAUUUUUCUGGAUGAUUUUAAAUUAUUAUCCGUAUUUCUCGUGUUUUCUUGCCUAUAAAAUUGUUAUGUUCUGGUU
Molecule: messenger RNA, 694 nt
Organism: Erythranthe guttata (spotted monkey flower)
Lineage: Eukaryota; Viridiplantae; Streptophyta; Magnoliopsida; Lamiales; Phrymaceae
Product: large ribosomal subunit protein P2y
Biological process (GO): cytoplasmic translational elongation
Cellular component (GO): cytosolic large ribosomal subunit; ribosome
Molecular function (GO): structural constituent of ribosome
Source: RefSeq, a predicted model, not a curated record